CACGACUCACCUGGGCGGGCAGCCCCGCCACUGGUGAUGGAGUCUCCGCACCGCUGCUCAUGGACGUUCUGGGGCUGAUGCUGCUGGGGCUGCUGUAGCUGCUGCAGCUGCUGGGGCUGUAGCUGGGGCUGGGAGUGUGAAUCUGUCGCUUCGCUGCGAGAGGGGUCAUCCCCCACUCAUCUCCUCCUCCUCCUGGGCACUGACGUGUCUCACCCCGAGCGAGGAUGACGGCCGUGGCGCCGGGCCUGCUGCUGCUGCUGCUCACCCUCACCCUGUGUGACUCCACGGGGCCUGCACAUGCAGAGAGGACGCGGGCCCCGAGCGGGCUGCAUGUGCUGCCCCCAGAGUACCCCAUGCAGCUCCGCCUGCGGUGGGAGCCUGCCGGCAACGCGUCCCAGCCGGAGGGCGCCCUCGUCAACUACGCCCUGCAGAUCUUCCACUACUCCGCCAGCAAGAGGAAGGAGCUGCAGUGCAUCCUGACGCCGCUGACCAACUACACCAACUCCCAGUUCAGUGCCGUCGCCGCGUGGGCGCGUGUCGGCGUCGUCUCGUGGCACGCCGACGCUUGCACCAACUCGAGCCAGCGGCACAGCAACUGGAGCGAGCCCGUGGACAUCUCCUCCCCGCGGGGACUGUCGGGCAGUGCUGCGAGCGGCGUGCGCUGUGCGCUGCUCACUGGGGCUGCGGGGACGAUGGAGUGCACGUGGACACGGGGACUCAACGCCAGCGCCGACACCGAGUACUCGCUCUACUACUGGCACAGCACCCUCAACGCCACGCGCCGGUGCGUCCCGUGCACUCACGAGAGGCUCACGGCUGCCGACGCCGACACCGCCACCGAGCUUUGUCACCACUCGGGCAGGGGGGCCGGGCACGGGAAGAAGGCCGUGACGAAACAGCGGAAAACUCGGCCUGGAAUUUCGUCCGGGACGUGGAGCACGACUCACGGGGCAGCAGGAGGGGCGGCCGACUCGGCAGCGGAGGCCACGGGACGGACCGCCGCGGCCUCCGCUGGAGCCGCCGUGCCGGGAGGAGGGGGGGGGGCCGCGCCGGUGCCGCAGCGCUGCUGCGUGCCGCUGGCGGACGUCCCCGAGUACCGCAGCUUCAGGAUCCUCGUCAACGGCACGAGCGCCCACCACGACGUGACGCCGUUCUACUGCCCGCUGCCCGUGGAAUCGCUGGUGAAGCCGGACCCCCCGUCUGAGUUGCACGUGCACCUCAACGGGAGCAGCCUGCUGGUGAAGUGGGAUCCUCUGCCGGGGUACCAGCGCCACCAGUCCACGUGCUACCAGACGGACAUGCGGAUCCACAGCGUGCCGCAGGAUAUGAGUACCGUCGGUGGGGGUGGCGGUGGGCACUACAAGGAUCACCAGGAGGUGUCGGAGCCAAGGGCUUCGUGGCCGCCGCCCGAGCCCCAGGGAUGCCACGCGGUGACGUUCCGCGUGAGGGCCCGGCCCGGGCGGUGCAAGGCGCACGGCGUGAGGGGUCUUUGGAGCGAGUGGAGCCCUGAGGCCCGAUACAUCCCCAGCCCGGCGGCCCUGCUCUGCGCGGACGCGCACGGAGACGGCAACGCGACGGGUCAUCGGACUCGGGUCGCCGAGUACCCGGAGCCCCGUGGGGCCCUGGGCGGCCAGGAGCCCCAGCCUCUCGCCUGGUUCCUCGCCAGUGGCCUCGUCGCGCUCAGCGUCGUGGUGCUGGCCCUGGUGUUCGUGUACAAGAGCCAACGGCUCAGGCGCUGCCUCGUGCCCUGGGUGCCGGACCCCUCGCGCUACUUCAAGAGCCUGUUCGACGUUCACAACGGCGACUUCCAGGCCUGGGCCGGCUUCCAGGCGAGUGGGAAGCCUGCGGCGCCGUCGGCUGCUGCUGCUGGUGCCGCCGGCGACGAGGCGGAGGAGGGCUCCCCGGUGCCGCUGUGCGUCCUCUCCGAGAUGGUGGCGCUCAACGUCGGCGUUGGCGGCGUUGGCGGCGUUGGCGGCACUAACGGAUACCUCAACCUGGAGACGGUGGGCACCGAGACGGCGCUGCUCUGGCAGCACGGGUAGUAACCGCGGCGACGGUGGGAGGGAUCGCCCGGCCACGGACUCGUCGGCACGGCCGAGCGUCGUGCCGGCGGCUAGCGGCGUGGGUUGACUGCCGCCCCCCCGGCAGUGACGUCUGUGGGAGGAGGAGCCUGGCGCCUAGGCCCGGGCAGGUGACCCCCCGGCCCCAAACACACGCGUCUUAGUCCAGCCUCGGCACCCCCCCCCCCCCACCACCUAAAGCGAAUGAUUAGAUAACGAGUGUGCACGUCAGUAUCGGUAUCUCAUUGUCAGCGAUGAUCUGUGUGCUCUGUGGUUGUCUCCUUGGCUCCUCUCUCUGUCUCCUUGUCUGUCUGCAAUGUCGCUGUGUCCCUCCACGUCCCUCCACGUCCCUCCAUCCCUCCAUCCCUGUGUUUCUCUCCUUGCCUCUCUGUGUCUCGCUACGUGUGCCUCAACAACAUCUUGGAGUACCAAGAUGUUGUUGUUGGCAGGAGCGCUCCCUUCUCAACUACGGAGUGUCGCGUUCAACGCAAAAGAGAAGCAACACGAUGCUUGGAUGUUGUCUGCCGGCCAAGUCGCCCUUGACAAAAAGCUUCUUUGCUUUUCGUGCUUUACUCGGGGGAGACAUUCAACUGAACUUCUGAAAGACGUCAUUCGUCGCUGUGGAGCAUUACGGGUCGAAGCGUAUCGAAGCACAACUCCGUCCGACAAUCUUGAAGCUGCAUUCGUUCUACAGUUUACCUGCUGCAUGCUGCUGCUAUACAUUUACGACGUUUUGAAAUCGCAGAAAUGUGUAUACAUAGCCAGGCGGGGUAGGGGGCCCACUACAUGGGGAGGUGCGGGGGGGGGGGGGGGGCACGUGGUUCGCUGCAAAUGCCCAGCAGCUGUGACCCCCCCCCCCAUCACCACCUCGACCUCGCCGUGGCUGGAGAUGCCACUGCUGUUAGCACCGGGACAAGGAAUGGCUUUUACCACCCACCCCACCCCCCGCCCUGAUCUUACCUCAUCCUGCCCAAAUGUAUAUACCUCUCUACUGUGUAUAUAUAUAUUUACAUACUGUAUGACUGUUCUUCUUGGUUCUUUUGGUAAA
Molecule: messenger RNA, 3108 nt
Organism: Lethenteron reissneri (Far Eastern brook lamprey)
Lineage: Eukaryota; Metazoa; Chordata; Hyperoartia; Petromyzontiformes; Petromyzontidae
Biological process (GO): cytokine-mediated signaling pathway
Cellular component (GO): membrane; external side of plasma membrane
Molecular function (GO): cytokine receptor activity; protein binding
Source: RefSeq, a predicted model, not a curated record